AUGAAGCUCCUGUGUGUCGCCUUCGUGGCGCUGAGUGUGGCUUCGGCCUCACUGUUCUCGUCGAACGAUGAAUCCGCCGAUUGGCAGUCCAAAGCCUUCGCCCAAGCCAACCGUGCCUACCACUACCAAUACGACGCUCAGCUCAGUGCCGGCUACGCCCCAUGGAUCAGCUCUCAACGUGCCCAACAACGCUUGAACGCCCAGAUCCGUGUCGACUUUGCCUCGGACCGUUCCGCCAUCCUCCGCGUCCAGAAAGCUCGUCUUGGCCAACUGAACGAUGAAGUUGAAGCCUCUCAACUCCAGCACAUUCAGCUCUCCGAACGUGCCCAGAUCCCCGAAGAAAAGAUGGCCCAGCUCCGUCUGCCAGUCCAGUUCACCAUCGCCGACGGCAUCGUGGAACGCGUCCAAUUCGCCAAGAACGACCCCACCUGGUCCCGCAACAUCAAGAAAGCCAUGAUCAACCUGAUGCAGCUCAACUUGAAGCAGGCUUCGUUCGAAUCCGUCCGAAAGGUCUCCGAACAAUCCGACGCUAGACCCUCGACCUUCACCGAGAUCGAGACCACUUUGGAAGGUGAAUGCCCAGUCCAAUACACCGUGGCUGAAACUGGCAAACAACAAUGGAACGUGACCAAGGCCAUCCAGUUCAAUGCCUGCCGCAAGGUCUCUGACAUUGCCUACGGUCUUCAAUCCGAACAAGCCCAAUCCCACUUGUUCAUCAGAAGCCAACAACAGUUGUACCGUCAACAGAACACCGUUGAUGAAUCCAGCAAGCAACAACAGAGAAUCCAGCCAAUCCCUCAAGAAAAGUUGGAACGUUCCACUGUCUACCUCUUCCAACUCCGUGCCAACAACGAGAAGAUCGCCCUGUUGAACUCCGAAACCGUCUCCAGCUACCAGAUGAAGUCCACCAACGCCGAGAACCAAAACGCUCAACAAGUUUUGGCUUUGGCCCGCCUUCACUUGACCAAGGUCGAGGAACAGAAGCCAGAAGCCGUAGAACAAAAGCUGAACGAAGAAGAGACUCUUCAGUACAACAGCCAGUACGAGUCCAACGAGAAGCGCUUCUUCAUGUACGGUGACGAAGAGUUCUCCACCAACCCCUUCCACGCCGAGCACUCCGACGAAUCCCGCACCAAGAUCAUCAGAAGCCACAUGAGCCAGAUCGUGUCGGCUUUCGAGAAGAACGCCCACGAGUCCAAGCAGGAGAUCAUCACCAAGGUCACUGAAUGUCUCUACCACAUCCGUAGAUGCUCCCAAAAGACCCUGAAGCACAUCCGCGAACAGUACACUGAGACUGCCGAGCGUGAACUCUUCGACGACCUUUUGGCCAUGUCUGCCACCAGAAACACGAUCGCCGUCUUGUCCCACCAACUGAACAAGAUGAACACCAUCCACUUCGUCAAGGUCAUGAAGUCCAUCUCCGGCAACAUGAUUGCUCCAUCCGACAAGAUCGCUCAACACAUCUUGGACGUGUGUGAAGACUUGAACAAAGAAGACCAGACCCGCCAACAAACCUGCUGGAUCGCCUUCUCCGCCAUCGUUGGCCAAUUGAACCAACAACAACAACAAGCUCGUCUCUCCUCCGCCUACCCCACCCAGAAGGAAGAACAACAAGUCCAAACCAGUCUUGCCGAGUUCCAAAAGGUAUUGGAGAGAAGAUGGGAAGAAGCCGAGAACGAGUACGAACGAGUAUUGGCCUUGAAGUGCUUGGCCAACGCCGCUUUAGAAAAGACUUUGCCAUUGUUGGAACAGAUCGCCUCAGGUCGCAAACACUCGACCUUCAUCAGAACCGAAGCCGUCGAUACGUUGAGAAGAUUCCGCUUCUCGCACCCACAAAGAAUCCAAGAGAUCUGUAUGCCAAUCUUCGAGAACAACAGAGAAAAGCCAGAACUUCGUAUGGCCGCCCUCUCUUUGACCGCCUCCACCCUUAACGUUCAACCUGAGGUAGCUCGUACCAUCGUCGACCAAAUUGUCUACACUUUGAAGACGGAAAGUUCUGAGCAAGUCCGUGCCUUCACCUACAGCUUGUGCCGUGCCUACGCCAACUCGCCAGUUGUCUACGAGCAAGAAGUCGCCCAGAAGCUGCGUCAAUCCCUCAAGAUUGCCAACCUCGAUGAAGAAGAGAGUCUUAACCGUGCUUCUCGCCACAUCCGUGUGCCAAUCUACAGCCACACCGAACAAGAAGGAGUCUUCGUUGGAGCCAGCUUGGCCUUCAGCCCCGAAUCCCUGCUCCCAACCCACGUUGCCGCCUACGUCGACAACAUGUUGAACGGUCUCGUCAACAAGCACACCAUCUACGUGUCCGCCUGUCAACAAAACAUUGACCAAUGGAUUCAACGUUUGGCACGCAAAGCCCGUUCGGCCAACCGUUCGGCCUCGAAGAGAAGAAACGACCUGAAGCAGUUCCUCGAGUCCAUCAAGAUCGAGAAGCGUCAACAAUCCACCGAGACCCCAUUUGCCAUGAUCUCCAUCAGAGUUAAGGAUGUCGACCAAAUGGUACUGCCAUUGACCGAUGCCACCUUCAACUGGCUCAUGGAGAACGCCGAACAAGCUCGCAUGAUGGCCGACUUCUUCCAGAUCACCGAAUCGACCGAAGGACGCUUCAGCUCCAUGAUCUCUGCCCACGAAUCUGGAUUCGUCGUCCCAACUCCAACUGGAUUCAAGAUCGAGUCUCAACAACUCGCCAUCGUUUUGGCUCACGGAAAGAUUCAAGGUGAAGUGAACGUUGACUUGACCUCUCACUUAAAGACCAACAUGAACAUCAAGCGCGCCCAAUUGGCUGUUGAACACCAAAAAGUCCUCAGAAUCGUGGACCCAAUCGCCAAGAAGGACGCUGGAGUCGCUUCUCACAGAACGGUCGAGCUCCAGACUCCCAAGAACAUGAAACUCCGCCUCGAAGCCUCCGUAGCCCACGGCUUGAAGCUCCAGACCUCGACUGAAGGGCAAAAGGUGCAAUUGGUCGCCCUUCGCACCUUGCCAUACACAUUCGUCGGAAAGGAACACCAAAAGAUCCAGUCCAUCCAGAACCGCCAACUUCAACAACUCCAACGUGAAGUCAGAUACAACACCGAGAGCUUCAGAGUCUCCGGCCUCGUACACCAACCCUUGGACUGGACUCGCCCAACCGAAGUUCUGAAGACUUUGUUGACCGCCGAGAACCACCUCACCGUCGACUACAUCCCAUCCCAGAACUACGAAGGCUCCGUCAACUUCAAGGCUCACGGCUUCUUGUUCAAGCCCGUCAAAGUCGAAGAAGCCAUCUCCGCCCAGUUGAAGCAGUUCAGCAAACAACAACGCCAAGUCAUCUCCAUCGACAAAUGGACUGGCGGAUUCGAACAGGAAGAAGAGGAAGAGUACGAUGAACAAGAACAACAACGUACCGACCGUUUCAUGAGUAACUACCACAAGAAGAUCGCCACCGCCGGAACCUCCAACAAGGCCUACAAGCACCGCCUCGUCCUUGUUGCCGAAGCCGGAGAGAAGAAGUCCCAAUUGGAGCUCGAAGCCACUUGUGACGCCUCUUUGACCGCCUGCCGAUUCCAAGCCAAGGCUCAACGCCCAGCCAUCCGUUACCUCGACGAGUCCAACGACUGGAAGGUCGAAGCCAACGUCGACACCUUGAUGCCCGAAAACAUGAAGGACGAUGCUCACAACCGCUUCUUGGCCCGUGUCCACGUCCAAUGGGGAACCAACUUCGACCAGAAGAUCAAAGCCUUCUUGUCCGCUCGCCCUCAAGCCAGAUUCCCAGAAAACGUCGCCCUCUUCUUGAACCAAAUCGACGUCUCCGCCGACUACAUGCUUCACCAACGAUCCCAACGCAUCAUCGAGCGCGUGUACAGUCUCAUCAAGGCCUACUACUACCUCCAGAGCGAAGUCUACCCCGCCCAGAAGCCAUCGAUUGACGCCGAGAAAAACGGUCACAUCCGUGCUCGUUUGGCCAUCGAACCCAUCUCACGUCAGACCUUCAACUUGACCCUCCAAUCCGCCAACGAAGUGUUCCACCUGGAGAACAUCUACACCCCAGUCAAGCUCGGGUUCUACGCCCAGAGACAAGAACGUCGCCCCGCCUACCACUCCGUCAAGUCCAUCUUGAGCCGUGCUAGUGACGAUGCCCGUGCUGAAUGCCGUAUCCAGAAGAACAACAUCAUCCAGACCUUCAACGACGUCGAGUUUCGCGCUCCAUUGAGCCACAAAUGCUACAGCGUGGUGGCCAAGGACUGUCAGAACACUGGAGAACCACUGUUCGUCGUGUUAGCCAAGCAACAGACCUCGGAACAGAAGAACUUCAACAAGAUCGUCAAGAUCCUCACCCAAGACAUGGUCCUUGAAGUCCAACCAGCCUCCGACAAGAAGACCGAACGUUCCCUGCAGCUGACCUUGAACGGUGAGCUAGUCAAGGCCUUCGAACACCCCCUGGAGAACAUGGAGUACGAUGGUGAAGAGUUGUACGCUCGCUUCGACGGUGUUACCGUCCGCUUCGAUGGUCGCAAGCUGUUCGUCAAGGUUUCGCCCGAAUUCGCCAACGCUCAAUGCGGUCUGUGCGGCCACUUGAACGGUGAGUACGAUGAGACCUUCCGCCGUGCCGACAAUGAACAAACCGACGAUGUUGCCGACUUCCACCGUUCCUACACCGUCCGCGACUCGCAAUGCGACGAAGAGCACUUGAACGAGUUCUACGGUAACCAACAACAAAGACAAAGCCGCUUCCGCAAGAUGGAUUCUGAAUCCCGCUCGUACGACGAAUACGAAGAGAAGGAUUCUGAAGAAUGGGAAUCUGGAGAGUACAGAACCGAACGUCAAUACGAUGAGGAGAGCGACGAGGAAUACGACUACAAAACUGGCAAGAGAAACUCUGUUGGUAGGUUAUUGAGGCGAUUGUAUAUUGUAGUUUGAAUAGUAAAGUUUUAUAGUUAUGGUAGUAAAAUUUAAGUUUGUAUGUUACGGUAAGCUAUGAGAAAUAACAAUCUUACCAUAAAAAGUAAUAUAUGUUGAAAUAUUUGCCAAUUUACUCAAUAUAAGGCUACUAUUAUAUAACACCGUUUUACCAUAUUAUUAUACCGAAAACCCUAUUUUAAUUACUUCGAUAAAAAUGGCAUUACUGUUUCUAGAUCACUAAGUAAAAAAUCUAUACCUAAAUACCUAAAUUAAUAUCACAAAACUAUAUCUACAACACCUACUUUCAGCCGCCAAAAACAUGAUUGAGGUUGUGGAACGCAAGCACGAGAUCUGCUUCUCUCGCAACUCUGUCGCCCGCUGCCCACAAAACAGCUACAGCAACGAGCAGAAGGAGAAGACCGAGCAACGUGACUUUGUCUGCUGGGAACGUCAUUCGGCCGAUGCUCGUCGUAUGUUGCGCGAAAUCCGUCGCCACCAAUACGAGAACCUGCAGAAGCUGGCCGACAGUUUGGAGGUCGAGAUCCGCGACUCUGUCACUCCAUUGGAAGUACAAAUCCACCGUGAAUGCAUCCGUGCUUGA
This is a messenger RNA of Bursaphelenchus okinawaensis, 5476 nucleotides long. The record is from the annotation of a GenBank genome assembly. Lineage: Eukaryota; Metazoa; Nematoda; Chromadorea; Rhabditida; Aphelenchoididae.